Molecule: messenger RNA, 2481 nt
Organism: Pseudoliparis swirei
Lineage: Eukaryota; Metazoa; Chordata; Actinopteri; Perciformes; Liparidae
Gene: p2ry1
Product: purinergic receptor P2Y1
Exons: 2
Coding region: 121-1155 (344 amino acids)
Biological process (GO): platelet activation; phospholipase C-activating G protein-coupled receptor signaling pathway; relaxation of muscle
Cellular component (GO): plasma membrane
Molecular function (GO): ATP binding; G protein-coupled ADP receptor activity; A1 adenosine receptor binding
Source: RefSeq, a predicted model, not a curated record
CAGACAGCUCGUAACGCCCCAGCUGCGUGGUGACUGACAUCUUUGCAUCUGUGACGGCUACAGGAAUGUGGAAUACAAGUCUAUCUCAGCGUAAAAGGACCCGCCUGUGCCCCUGACGCCAUGACCACGGACCUGAACUUGACCUCCCUGCUGAAUAUAACCGAUCUUCACAAUCAGACAAGAGGAUGCUCCCUCACCAGGACCGGUUUCCAGUUCUACUACCUGCCCAUUGUGUACAUCAUGGUCUUCAUCACGGGGCUGGUGGGCAACAGCCUGGCCAUUUGGAUGUUCGUGUGCCACAUGAGACCCUGGAGCAGCAUCUCCGUCUACAUGUUUAACCUGGCGCUGGCCGACUUCUGCUACGUGCUCUCGCUGCCCUUCCUCAUCUUCUACUACUUCAACAAAACGGACUGGAUAUUCGGGGAUGUCCUGUGCCGACUGCAGCGCUUUAUAUUCCAUGUGAAUCUUUACGGGAGUAUUCUCUUUCUGACCUGCAUCAGUGUUCACAGGUACACCGGGGUCGUGCACCCGCUCAAGUCUCUGGGCAGACUGAAGAAGAAAAAUGCGGUUAUUACCAGCGCGUUGGUGUGGGCGGUGGUUGUUAUAGCUAUUUCCCCCAUCUUGUAUUAUUCCAGGACUGGCUUGAAGCGCAACGCUACCACUUGUUAUGACACCACCACUCAGGAUGAGUUACCUGGUUAUUUUAUCUACAGCAUGACGUUGACUGUGUUUGGGUUCUGCAUUCCCUUCAUUAUCAUAUUUUGUUGCUAUGGCAUGAUUGUCAAAGCGUUGAUCUGCAAUGAUAUGAACAACGCGCCGCUGCGGCAGAAAUCCAUUUACCUGGUUAUCAUCGUGCUGGCGGUCUUCGCCUUGUCCUACCUGCCCUUCCACGUGAUGAAGAACCUCAACAUGCGGGCCAGGCUGUACUUCCAGGGCCCUGACAUGUGUGAUUUCAAUAACCGCGUCUACGCCACCUACCAGGUGACCCGGGGGCUGGCCAGCCUCAAUAGCUGUGUGGAUCCUAUUCUUUACUUGCUGGCUGGAGACAACUUCAGGAGGAAGCUGUCGCGGGCCACUAAAAAGCCCUCCAGGAAGGGGGACAAUGUCCUGCAGUCCAAAAGCGAGGAGACGGCGCUCAACAGCCUGGCAGAGUAAGUAGAGAAUGGAGACCGGAGGCUGUGACCGGCCACCUCUGUGCACCUCCUGGUCACUGGAGCGGAACGCUGUCGGCUUUAGAAACCAUGAUGGACUUUAGUCUUGGUUGAAUGAGCGCAUUGUGUGGACUGAAGGCUGUGUGUGAAACGUAAUGUGUGAUGGCUUAUAAAACUGUUCAUUUAACCCCCGUGAUAACCAUGGCAGCCCGCCGUUGUUGAUAAGCUAUCGUACUGUAUCGUCGUGGACACGUAUUGUACUCUAAACCUGAGAGCCAACCGCUCUUCUUUCUUAUCGAGUAGCCGGAGAUGCUUAGAUAACAUUAACAUUACGGUCGGGCAAGCCGGAGGAAAUAGGUGUCCCUACAAGCUGUGAUGUCCCGUCGAUCAAUUUGUUCUGGAAAAAAAAUGGGCCUGAGAAGGGAUUGCACCUCCUGGAGCCACCGAGCUGAGACUUAAUCCAGAGCUAUUAAGGAGGAACGCUGGUGGUUGAGGGUGUGUACCUGCGAUGGCUUUUCGAGUAAAAAGUAAAUGCACUGAACCUGAGAUUGCUGCAUGGAUGUGCCGUGCAGACAUUGUAAUGCACUAGGACCGGGGACUCUCUGCUCAGAGGGCGACCUAUAACUCCUCAUUUCUUUCUCCAUCUAGUCCCGACUGGGCGAGAAAUGUGGUCGACUCGUUUUUCAUUUUGACAGCUCUGAGGUGAAGGUCUGCCGGGGCUCUGAUCCCACAACCUUUUCUCUCCUUGUUACCAUGUUACUGACAGAAAAAAAGAAGAUACUCCAUACAGUGUUUGUGUGAAUAUGAUACUAUGAUGAUUGUUUGUUUUGAGGGUUGGGCUGUACAGGAUUGUGUGUCGUUCCAAAUCAAUAUGUGUUGUUAACUGGUUCGGUGUCACUAAUCCAGACCCUCGUGUCACGAAUAAAAUGUCAUCAGUGAAACACUAACCGCAGGAGGUUGGACCUAAUCUCGUGUUUAAUGCGGCAUGAGGAAUAAAUAAUGUCUUUUAAAUGAGCAUAACUGACACACACUCUGUCACCUGCUUUGUGACUCCAACAUAUUGAAGACUUGUUUUGUAUGAGAUAUAUCAAAGUAAAUACUGCACUAUGUCUGUGUUUUGACAGAUAAUCAUGUCUCUGUUGCGUCUGUGGUUGAUCACUGUGGAGAAAUGAUCGUGGACCCUGGACUCUGUCGGUGUUUGAUGUCGGUACUAAUACAUUUGUUAAUACGUAAUGUGGUCAGCUGCUGUUAAGAAGGGAAGUGACUUAACUGUACAGGAUAUGUGUCGCCACGUGUAUCUAUGUCAAUAAAUUUUUAUAUUUAAAACAUG